AUCAAGAUUCGCAUUCCACCUCUCGAAUGUUGACGAGCUCAAAAGAAAAAGGAGGAGAAUAAACACCAAUUUUCUUUAACUUAUAUCUCGUCACAUCGGGCCUCAUCGAUCACCCACAAUUCUCUGUGCACAAGUUAGGGCAUCUGUCCCCAAACUCAGAAGACCCUUAUCGUCUUAUUUAUGCGUACAUGAAGUACCAAGAUGGAGAGCAGCAAGCGAUUCUUGAAGCUGGAGCACAUGGUCCCCUCUGUAUAUAUGGAUUCCUAUUCUCUUGCUUCUUAUGUCUGUUGAUUCGUCGUCCGUAGCCUUCUUGCCGCCGGAACCGCCCGUUCCUAUUGGUCAAAGCGUUCAGUCUAAUUACCUAUUGUUUAAAUUUACGGGAACGCUCUUGGGGUGGGCUCGAUAUCAUCAUUUUUUUAGAUCCAACGGAGGAGCUAAGAGUCUUCGAAGCCGAUCCGCGGAACUGGGAGGUCGCAUUCGGAUUUUCAGCGAUUACACUGUGCCACCUUUUGGUCUAGGACUUGGCUCUCUUAUCCCCGGCGACUAGAAUAUUCCGGCACUUGAUGACGCAGGGAAGGGAGGGGGUGGAUAUUAGUGUACAGUGAGUCCCAUCCUAACAUUUCAGAACUACAUUCGAAGACUGACCUAGGCAGCUGCUAAACCUUGGACAUUGGAACCAGAGAUCACCUUGGUAUUUCAAAACAUGGACGCCAAAGAGGCUGCUUUUUCUGGAAACCCACGGCGUCCUACUGACUGUUGCAAUCCUGUCAAACAGCUUGGACCUAUCUCCCUAGAACAUGUGCUCCUUGCACUGCGUGAGUCCAAGGAGGAAAGGGAUCUUCGGACCCGUAGUCUUUUUAAUUUUUUUGAUGCUGCCAACCUUGGAUAUCUUGACUAUGCUCAGAUAGAAGCUGGAUUGUUGGCUCUACAAAUACCCGCCGAAUACAAAUAUGCUAAGGAUCUCCUGAAGGUCUGUGAUGCCAAUAGAGAUGGCAGGGUAGACUACCAUGAAUUUCGCCGCUACAUGGAUGUUAAGGAACUAGAGCUCUACCGAAUUUUUCAAGCAAUUGAUGUUGAGCACAAUGGAUGUAUUCUUCCGGAAGAGCUGUGGGAUGCUCUUGUUCAGGCUGGUAUAGAAAUUGAUGACGAGGAACUUGCACGGUUUGUGGAGCAUGUUGAUAAGGAUAAUAAUGGAAUCAUAACCUUUGAAGAGUGGAGGGACUUUCUUCUAUUUUAUCCACAUGAAGCUACCAUUGAAAACAUAUAUCAUCACUGGGAAAGGGUAUGCCUUGUAGAUAUUGGAGAACAGGCUGUAAUUCCAGAAGGCAUCAGUAAGUAUGUCCAUCCUUUCAGGUACUUUAUUGCUGGAGGUAUAGCAGGAGCUGCUUCUCGUACUGCAACAGCUCCUCUAGAUCGACUUAAAGUGGUUUUGCAAGUACAGACAACCCGAGCAUGGAUUAUGCCAGCUAUAAAGAAGAUAUGGAAGGAAGAUGGUCUCUUGGGUUUUUUCCGAGGUAAUGGGCUAAAUGUUGUGAAGGUUGCACCUGAAAGUGCCAUCAAAUUUUACACUUAUGAGAUGUUAAAGGGUAUGAUUGCGAACAGUAGAGAUGAAGAAAAGCGUGACAUUGGAACUGCCGGGAGACUUUUUUCUGGUGGUAUUGCGGGUGCAGUCGCUCAAACUGCUAUCUAUCCUUUGGAUCUCCUGAAAACUCGGCUACAGACUUUUUCUUGUGAAGGUGAAAAGGUUCCGAAGUUAGGAAAACUUACAAAAGACCUCUGGGUUCACGAGGGACCUCGGGUCUUCUACAAAGGUCUUGUACCUUCCCUUCUUGGCAUUAUCCCUUAUGCUGGCAUUGAUCUUGCUGCCUAUGAGACAUUGAAAGAUGUAUCAAAAACAUAUAUUCUACAAGACUCUGAUCCUGGACCUCUCGUGCAACUAGCCUGUGGAACAAUCUCUGGAGCUCUUGGGGCCACGUGUGUUUACCCAUUGCAAGUUAUUCGAACGAGAAUGCAAGCCCAAAGUUCAAAUAGAGGUGCUGCUUAUCAGGGAAUGACAGAUGUAUUUUGGCAGACAUUGAAGCGCGAAGGCUAUGGUGGUUUCUAUAAAGGUCUUUUGCCCAAUUUACUUAAAGUUGUGCCGGCUGCAAGCAUUACGUAUUUAGUUUACGAAAGGAUGAAAAAAUGGCUGGAACUUGAUUAGGAGGCAGUCUGUGUGUGUUAUGGUUUGGGGGAAAAAAAAGAAAAAAAGAAAAAAAAAAAUAUACUUGGCAGAUGCCAGUUUGCAGGUUGAGAAUUGGAGGUACAUUAUUUGUGGUCGGGAGGUGUGUUACCUCCAGAAUUUUUUAAACAAUGAGUAAUAAUGGCAAGUGAUUGUUGCUACGAUUGGUGUAGCUUGUAAGCUACUAAUAGUGUUAUAUAUUGGCAAACGGUUCACUAGCAACUUGAACACCAUGUAUGUAUACAUCCGACUCAAUGUUAUUGACUUACCAUCCUUUGCAA
Cucurbita maxima (winter squash) is the source of this 2499-nucleotide messenger RNA. Its product is annotated as calcium-binding mitochondrial carrier protein SCaMC-1-like. Bases 704 to 2200 code for a protein of 498 amino acids. The transcript is spliced from 6 exons. Gene Ontology annotation, biological process: transmembrane transport. The record is from RefSeq and is a predicted model, not a curated record. Gene Ontology annotation, molecular function: calcium ion binding; ATP transmembrane transporter activity. Lineage: Eukaryota; Viridiplantae; Streptophyta; Magnoliopsida; Cucurbitales; Cucurbitaceae.